This is a messenger RNA of Funneliformis geosporum, 861 nucleotides long. NCBI's taxonomy places the organism in Eukaryota, Fungi, Glomeromycota, Glomeromycetes, Glomerales, Glomeraceae. The record is from the annotation of a GenBank genome assembly.
AUGAGUGUAUCAUUAAAGUUUCGAAGCUUAUUUAUAACUUUCGUGAUUUGCUCCACGUUCUUGAGAGUUGAAUCAUUUACUCCUAAAGGACGCUUAGCACAUUCCUCCGUCCUUGUAGAAGAUAAGCUUUAUUUUUUUGGCGGAGCAGGUAGUGGUACAAAUAUAGAACUAUCUCAAAUCGCAAGAGAGAUUUUUUAUCUUGAUGUAUCUAAACCAUUUGAUAUUAAAAUUCCAUCCUGGACUGAACUCAGUAAUAUUCCAUUUGGAAGUAUAUGGGCAACUGUUGUAUCUAAUAAUAUAAAUAACGAUCCAAAUAUUUAUUUAUUUGGAGGCUUUAUGGUAGAUAAUGAUUUAGUUGAUUCAUUUUCUUCGAUUAUACAUCGUUUUAAUGUAAAUUCAUCAACAUGGAAUAUACCUCCUGUUGGAGGAAUUUCACCUGAAAGACGAAGAGAAACUAAGGCUGUUAAUAGUGAUGGAAAGUUAUAUAUAUUUGGUGGAAGUUCUGAAAAAUACUUGGGUUCACCAACAAUCAAAUUUUUUAAUGACAUGAACAUCUUUGAUACCGUCGGAUUAUCAUGGUUAAUUAUUUCUCAAGUUGACGCACCUAGAAAGCGUGCUUCAUAUACCGCAACAUUGUUACCGAAUGGGUUCAUUGUAUAUAUUGGAGCAAAACCUAUAAUAAUUGUCAUUGCGACAAUUAGUGCAAUUAUAGGAACUGGUAUCCUUUCUAUUUUUGGAAUUUUUAUUUAUAAAUGGCAAAGAUCUAGAAUGGAAUGUAGAGAGAAUCUACUUGUUAUUCCUGGUUCUGAAAGCAAUAACAGUCAUAAUAAGUUACCAGUUGCAGCUGAAUAUAAAAUAUAG